AUGAAGUACGCUUUCAUCUUCGUUGCCACCGCAGCAGCCUACGAUUACGGAUACGGCGACGCCAAGCACCAGGCCGACUCAACUCCUACUCCCACUCCCAAGCACACUCCUACUCCUACGCCUACCCCCGAGCUCGCCGGAUACCCCACCAUUGAUCCCGGCUAUGGCGCGCCUCCCGUGACGGUGACCCGACAGAACCAGCCGUACCCAAGCUGCGCAUCUGCUGCCCCCGGUGGCCACGGCUGCGCCAAGUGGGAGAAGGGCACCUUUGUCUCGACCGUCAUUCGCGACUGUGACAACAACUAUGUUACUGUAACAAACACCGACCAGACUAUUACCAUCUCACGCACCAGGACCGUCAUCAAGCAUACUCCCACCCCUGAAGUCGGACAUGGUGCCCCGUACGGAGCGCCCAACGGCGGCCAUGCCGCGCCUACUGGUGGACACGCUGUGCCCACUGGCGGCCAUGCUGCUCCUUCAGGUGGAAAUGGUGCUCCCUCAGGUGGACAUGGUGCUCCCGUGGGCGGAUAUGGUGCUCCCAACGGCGGACAUGGUACUCCUACCGGCGGCCAUGCCGCGCCCACAGGUGGACAUGGUGCUCCUUCAGGUGGAAAUGGUGCUCCCGCAGGCGGACAUGCUGCUCCCACAGGCGGCCAUGCUGCUCCCACAGGCGGCGCCCACAACGAAGACCCUGCAGGCACAUGGUACGAGCUGUACGAGAAGACUGAGGAGGCCAAGUACAAGGACCUGGGACCCCACGCUCUCCCUGGAUACGGUGGCUCUGGUCUCUGCGACGAAGGCGAAACCAAGCAGUCUGUUCACGUCAAGGAACUCAAGGACGGAAAGACUCACGAAUACAACCGUACGCACUACUACCGCGGAAGCACCAAGCCAAAGGGCCAUGGCGAAUCUAAGCCAGAGGGUCAUGCUUCCAAGCCUGAAGAACCCGCUGCCUCCAAGCCAAAAGAGCCUGUUCCAUCCAAGGCAGCCAAGUCGGCUGUCCCCACGCCAAAAGCCUCCAAGGGAGCCUCCAAGACCACUGAUUUCAUGGGCCUUCCCCUCGGCGGCCUGGUCCCCGGUGCAGCAGUUCCGGAGCCCGCAGCCGCCAGCGAGACGCCCAAGGUUGGUGGCGAUGCUAAGAAGCCUGUAGCCGAAGAGUCCGAGGAGACCAAGACUGAGAAGUCGGAUAAGACUGAGAAGGAGAACAAGUCUGAAGAUGACGACGAGGAGAAGUCCCCAGCUUCAGCCGAAGAGGAGAUUGUGUCGGACGAUAACUCCCCGCUCGACAGUGUCCCCUUCCUUUCCGACUUUUUCGGCUCGAGCGACAAGGAGUCUAUGAAGCCUGAGUCCUCUGAGGAGAAGCCUGUCGAGUCCUCUGAGGAGACUUCCGAGUCCACCGAGGAGCCUGCCACUCAAGAGCCCGAGGCAUCCAACGAGGUGGCUGAGCCCGAGGAGCCUCUCGCCAAGAAAUCAAACUGGGCCGGCUACGCUUCUGACUUCAGCACCUAG
Exserohilum turcica Et28A is the source of this 1509-nucleotide messenger RNA. RefSeq lists its product as uncharacterized. Bases 1 to 1509 code for a protein of 502 amino acids. NCBI's taxonomy places the organism in Eukaryota, Fungi, Ascomycota, Dothideomycetes, Pleosporales, Pleosporaceae. The transcript has a single exon. The record is from RefSeq and is a predicted model, not a curated record.